This is a messenger RNA of Lentinula edodes (shiitake mushroom), 1122 nucleotides long. RefSeq lists its product as uncharacterized. Bases 1 to 1122 code for a protein of 373 amino acids. NCBI's taxonomy places the organism in Eukaryota, Fungi, Basidiomycota, Agaricomycetes, Agaricales, Omphalotaceae. The transcript is spliced from 4 exons. The record is from RefSeq and is a predicted model, not a curated record.
AUGGCACCUCCCAGGCCUCCUUUUGGAACCGACGAACCGGAAUCUAUUUACGAGACUCCCAACCAUCCUCAGCGACGAAUUCGUCAGCCAGCACCCGUUGACCCAAAUUCAAGAACUUCUGCUUACAACGUGUAUAACAACUACAUCCACGAUGACAGUAACCGCCAGUCGGGGAUCGACGCCCUUGGUGCAGGCUUCAUGAAUGGCUCUAUGGAUGAUGAUGAUGAUGAACCGCAGGAAAAGUACAACCCCUUCACCUCCGCGAAGGAACAGGAAGCAUCGAAGCAUGCCAUGUUAGCAGCCGCAAUUGGUCCUCGCAAGACUCCCACUCCACCCCCUCAGUACAUUGCUUCUCCACGUCCGGGAUAUGCUGCGUCCGUAGAAGCUCUGUCACGCCCGGAACCCGCUGCCAUUCCAGCCACUCGUCAGCCUCCGAACGGACUGAGUAUAAGUACCAGCAACAAUCCUUUCGCAACACCUAUGGAUCACCAGGCGUUCCCGAAUGGUCCUCACGUGCCUCAGCCAAUUGCCGUCCCUAACACUCCGCAUCCACUUCAACCACCUAUGACUCCCAUCACCCCGGUCUUUGCUAGGCCUACCAAACAGCAAGACAUUCGUUUUGAUGAGAAACCUAUCAUGCGAGGUGCAGGCGAGGGUACUUCGAUUCCCAGCAGAGGAGAGAAGGGUGAUGAUUUUUGGAGGCGAUUUAGUAUGGUUGUCAAGGAAGAAAACAGCAAGCCUUCUCAACAGAAACAGAGUUCUUGGUUAAAGACCACACAGGGGCGCACAAACUCCAUGUUCCGUUGGGUCUUCUUUAUCGGUAUGAUUCUCACUAUAUGCGCUCUUGGUGCUAUCGGUUUAUGGUGGUACGCAUCUCACAACAGCACUGCUCAUGAUCAGCCGCAUGCUAUGGGGGGGUCAGAAUCAGAAGCAGGAUCAGCAUCAACAUCGGCGGUCGGACAUGCAUCAUCGGCUGGAGUUCUGCAAACAAGUUUGCACGUCUCGCCUACGAAUACAGUUGCUCGACGGAUAGUCCAUGAACUAUAUGAGACUCAGCCAACCGGUCUUUCUCUUCUUAAUAAACGACACAAACAGAAGCUGCAUUUAAAUCGGGUUGAUUGA